This is a messenger RNA of Capsaspora owczarzaki ATCC 30864, 1575 nucleotides long. Its product is annotated as proteasome 26S non-ATPase subunit 12. The transcript is spliced from 8 exons. NCBI's taxonomy places the organism in Eukaryota, Filasterea, Ministeriida, Capsasporidae. The record is from RefSeq and is a predicted model, not a curated record. The coding region runs from base 119 to 1456 and encodes 445 amino acids. Gene Ontology annotation, cellular component: nuclear proteasome complex; proteasome regulatory particle, lid subcomplex; cytoplasm.
UUUCACUCUUUUUUUUUUUUUUUUUUUUUGUCUUUACAAAAUUUUUCCUGGUUGACAGGCCCAGCACCACUCAGACGCGCAAUUCAGCACACAUCAGCAAACCCAAAAGCAUACAGCCAUGGCGGACGAAGAGCGUGCGGUCAAGAUGGAGGAGGACUUGAGCGGCGUCGUUGAUGCUCGCCUGCCCGAAAUCCAAUCGCUCUCCGAGAGCGGCAAGGUGAACGAGGCCGUCGACCAGCUGCUUGCGCUCGAGAAGCAGACGCGCGUUGCUUGCGAUGCGUUGUCGACUGGCCGCGUUCUGGUCGCGAUUGUCAGCACUCUGUUCAAAGCCAAGGAUCUGAAAUCGCUCAACGAGCAAAUCAUCUUCCUGUCAAAGCGUCGCGGCCUGCUCAAGGGCGCCAUCGCAAAGAUGGUCCAAGAAGCCAGCACCUAUGUGGAGCAGAUCUCAGACAUGGAGCAAAAGCUCUCCUUGAUCGAGACGUUGCGAACAGUCACGGCUGGCAAGAUCUACGUCGAAAUCGAACGCGCUCGUCUCACGCGCACGCUUGCCCAAAUCCGAGAGGCGGAGGGCAAGAUUGGCGAGGCGGCCGAAGUGCUGCAAGAGCUGCAGGUGGAGACGUUCGGCAGCAUGGAUCGCAAGGAAAAGGUCGACUUUAUUCUCGAGCAGAUGCGCUUGUGCCUGGCCAAGCAAGACUUUAUUCGCACACAAAUCAUCUCCAAGAAGAUCAGCCCCAAGUUCUUUGACAAUCCCGACCACCAGGAGCUCCGCAUUCGAUUCAACCAACUCAUGAUCCAAGUCGAGCAGCACGACCGCGACCACAUGGCCACGAGCAAGCUCUACCGUGGCAUCUAUGCCACGUCUGCCGUCCAGAGCGACCCGGCCCAGUGGCACGCUGCGCUCCAGGCCGCUGUUCUCUACCUCAUUCUUGCGCCAUUCGACAACGAGCAGUCCGACCUCUUGCAUCGCACCCAGGCAGACAAGCGUCUGAAGCAGUUGCCCCAGCUCGAAUCCUUGCUCAAACUCUUCACGACGGCCGAGCUCAUCAACUGGGUUGACCUCGAGGCGACUUACGGUGCCGAACUUCGAAACGGCGACGUGUUUGCAGCAACCGAGGCUGGUGCUCAACGUUGGGAGGAUUUGAAGAAGCGUGUUAUCGAGCACAACAUUCGCGUCAUUUCCAAGUACUACACUCGCAUUGACGCUGCUCGACUGGCCGAGUUGCUCAACCUGUCUGUCUUGGAAUCCGAGAAGCGUCUUUCAGAGCUAGUGGUCGCCAAAACCGUCUGGGCACGCAUCGAUCGUCCGUCCGGAAUUGUCACUUUCAAGGAGGUCAAGGACCCUGCCGAGCGUCUGAACCAGUGGUCUCGCAACAUUGACUCGCUCAUGCACCUCGUGGACAAGACCACACACCUGAUUGUGAAGGAGGAGAUGGUGCACCGCAUUGCUGCCAAGUAAACAGAACAAAAACAACAAGCCAAAUCAAGUUGGUUCUUUUUUUUUUUUUUUGCGGGCAGUUUGUUUCGAGUGUAUCUUGGUUGUUUUGUUUUGUGGCAAAUGAAGCGAGUAGUCUCUCA